Messenger RNA from Nomia melanderi (Alkali bee), 5166 nucleotides. RefSeq names its product Cyclin-dependent kinase 12 (gene Cdk12). Gene Ontology annotation, biological process: positive regulation of transcription elongation by RNA polymerase II; protein phosphorylation. Gene Ontology annotation, molecular function: cyclin binding; RNA polymerase II CTD heptapeptide repeat kinase activity; ATP binding. Lineage: Eukaryota; Metazoa; Arthropoda; Insecta; Hymenoptera; Halictidae. Gene Ontology annotation, cellular component: nucleus; cyclin/CDK positive transcription elongation factor complex. The record is from RefSeq and is a predicted model, not a curated record.
CCUUGCCACCCAGUCUUUAAUAAUGGCGGCUGUGCUAGGUCGACCAAAAAAUUAUUUUCGACAAAAUGUUCCUUAAAGGAACGAGUCAUAGAUUUAUAUCGAAUAAAUUCUUUCACAUUUACUUCUAAAAUAUUGUGGUUUACUCAAAUUUUACGCUGUCUUUUAUGCUUUUUAACGGAUCAUGUUAUUCGAAAGUAUUGUUAUGUCGACUAAACUAUACAUGUGCAUGUUCAUGUGUGAUUGUUAUGUAUGUGUGUUUUAUCCAUGACGAUCAGUAUCAAAGUAUUGAAGAGUGCAGAAAUAAUUAUAAUGCUUCGAAACUUUUUUCAUUAUUUAAUAUAACACUAGUAGGUGACAUGCCUAGCAGUCGUGAUAUCGAACGAGCUGAACGUAAUGGAAGAUUUCGAUCACGUAGACGGGACAGCACAGGUAGCGAUAUAAAUAGACAUAACUUUGAAAGUACUGAUAAGAAACACAGGAGACAUGGAAAAAGUAAGAGUUCUGGAAAGAAGAAGAAAAAGAGAUCUAGAGAUAAAUCUAUAGAAAAUGUACCAACUGUAGCUUCUUCCAUUGUUAAGCCUUUGGUUGAAUACUCAGAUGUGAGUAGUGAAGAUCUGUCGGAACCAGAAGCAGGGGAGAUUCAGUCAGAAGAUAGUAGGGGUAAUAGUUAUACAGACGGAGAAGUACCUGAAACAGUUUUACAGAGACGUUAUUAUGGCGGGAGUCCGGUGCGUGCUCUUGGAGCAUCACCCAUUAGUCUUUCACCAUCUCCACCAGUUCAGCAUAGGCAUUCUGGCAGACAUUUUUCACCAAAUGAACAACAGCCUUCAACGAUGCAUGGAGGUACACCUGAGUAUGAAGAAGAGUCUAGACGCUAUGCAAGGAGAAAAGAGAAGAAACAUAAACGAGAAAAGAAAAAGAAAAGAAGUCUUAGUCCUUCAUCCAGCUCUGGAAAAAAGAAAAAACGGAAGUCUAAAAGACAUUCUCAUAGUAUGAGUCCUCAUCGUAUUCCGGAUGAAAUUAUCAUAAGUCCGGAGCAUGAAAAACCAGUUGGAAAUUGGUCAGAGUCUCCACCUUUACCACUGAAAGAUAGUACUUCACCAAUCUCACCUGCAACACCCCAAGAGCAAAGAUGUUUAAGUGAUGUUGAACUUGAAAUAUCCAGGCAACCCCGAAAUGUAACACCUCCACCUCUUCCUCCAAGACCAACAGAAUCCCCUCAUACCCCUUUGUUACCGCCAAGAACAACAACGCCAGAAAGUAAUAAAGUAAAUUUAUCUAUAAUAAAACAUACUCCUGAAAGACAGAAACAUAGUCCUAGUAUUCACACUCGACGUAGCAGCAUUAGUCCGGGGCCAGCAAUGAGUUCUAGUCGUAGAAGACCUCAUAGCCCAAGCCCACCAUCAAGACGAAGAGACCACAGUCCAGCAAGAAGAAGAGAUUUCAGUCCAAGUCCAAUGGUACAUAGACUUAGGCACAGCCCUAGUCCUUCGAGGAGACGAGAAUUUAGUCCGAGUCCUGUCAGUCAUCGACGUAGGGGAGAUCCUGUUAGCUCUCCACCAUCGAGUAAACGCCGAAGACGAGACGAAUCCGACCGACGACACAGACAUCAUGAAAAAGAUAGAAGAGAUAAAAGAAAAUCUAGAUCAACUAGAAGUCCUACUGGAAGCAGGUUACAUUUACCUCUUUCUCGUUCACGAUCUCGAAGUCCUGGAAGAUGGCGAAAGAUUCAGUCACGUUCAAGGUCACGUUCGCGCAGACGAAGUCGUACUCCAAAGAAAUCUCGUUCUCCUAGCAAGUCUCACAAGUCGACCAGGAAACACAAGUCAAAAAGCCCUCGUCCUUCUAGAAUACCUUCCCCUUCUCCUCAUAGACCCAGACCAAGGAGUCCAACAGCGAGAAAUCUCAGUUUACAAGCAAAAAUUAGUGAAACUAGUUUAUUUGCUGAGUUAGUAAAAGACAGAAAUAUGAGAGAGUUGGCAUAUAAGAAAUUACAGGCAGCUAAAGAAAAAGCUGUUAAUCAGGACGAAGUUCAAAUCAUAGAGGGCACCGACGAUAAAGAUGCCAGCAAUACAUCCUCUGAAAAUAAAGCUUCCACUGAUAAUAAAGAUAAAUACAUAAAUCAUAAAGACCAAGUGAAGGGAACAAGCGAAAACAUGAAAUCUGUUGAUGUUGUGGAUAUUCCUGUUCCAGUCUCAGACGAUAAUGGAAUUGCGGGAAAGACACCUCCAUUGCCCAUGACACAAUGUUUCAGUGCAUCGAACUUAAUGCCUGGAGGUAAUCAGCCUCCAUCUGUUGUAUAUACUUCACCUACGACCACUACGUCUAAUAAUUGUCCAGUGACUGUUACAAGUAGUCCAAGUUUUCCAGCUGUUACCAAUGUACAAGCACCCCCAUUGCCACAAUCUGAUCCUGCGAACGCGUCAUGUUUAUCACAAGCCUCUAUGCCAGUGCCUAUCCCUGUACCAGUACCUGUUCUACCCAACUUAUCUGUUCCACCGCCACCAAUACCAAUUCCAGUUCCAGCACCUAAUACGGCCAUGUCUAAAUUCAAUCCUCCUAAUAACUUAGUUCCUCUUAAGUCUGUAGAUCCCCCUAAACCCCCUAUCGUGGCAUUCAAGACAAAAAGUUUGUCACGGUUACCAUUACCACCUGGAAUUAAUCAAAAUGAUUUGGAGAGUAUAGACUCGCCGCCGAGUAGAUCUCCAAGCCCACCUAGCAAGGCGCAAAUGAAGUUCCCUGCAUCAACUCCGAAACCACCGCAGAAGAAGAGUAUUAAAGAUUUGCCUAUGCCUCCAGUAGUUCCAGGGUCAGAAGACUUAAGUGGAGAAGAUGAUCCCAAUGCAACACCGCCGCGUACAAAGGUCGAACGUGUUCCACCGAAACCGAAGUUGAAGAGACCAAAAAUCCUUAAACGCCGAAGCUCCAGAAAUUGUCACACACCUAUGUCAGCUUCGGGUGGUAAAGACUGGGGAGAACGCUGCGUUGACGUAUUCGAAGUUAUCGCCCAGAUAGGAGAAGGUACUUACGGCCAAGUUUACAAAGCUCAAGAUAAACGGGCUAAUGUACUUGUUGCACUGAAGAAAGUCCGUUUGGAAAACGAGAAAGAAGGAUUUCCGAUUACGGCAGUACGUGAAAUAAAAAUUUUGCGACAGUUGAAUCACAAAAAUAUUGUCAAUUUAAGAGAAAUAGUCACUGACAAACAAGAUGCCUUAGACUUCAGAAAGGACAAAGGAUCGUUCUAUCUUGUGUUCGAGUACAUGGAUCACGAUUUAAUGGGUCUUUUAGAAUCUGGGAUGGUCGAUUUCAAUGAAAUGAAUAAUGCAAGCAUUAUGAAGCAAUUAUUAGACGGUUUAAAUUACUGCCACAGUAAAAACUUUUUACACAGGGAUAUAAAGUGUUCAAACAUAUUGAUGAACAAUAAAGGAGAAGUAAAGUUAGCAGACUUUGGACUUGCAAGACUUUAUAAUGCCGAAGAUAGGCAGCGCCCUUACACAAAUAAAGUUAUUACUUUAUGGUAUAGACCACCUGAACUAUUAUUAGGUGAAGAACGUUAUGGACCUGCGAUAGAUGUUUGGAGUUGUGGUUGUAUUUUAGGAGAACUGUUUUCUAAAAAGCCGCUAUUCCAGGCGAACGUAGAGAUGAUGCAAUUGGAAAUGAUCUCCAGAGUUUGCGGCACACCGACUCCAGCCGUUUGGCCUUCUGUGAUAAAAUUGCCAUUGUGGCACACACUCAAGCCAAAAAAAUCACAUAGAAGACGCUUACGAGAAGAUUUCUCGUUCAUGCCGGCUCCAGCUUUGGAUCUACUAGAUAAAAUGUUAGAAUUAGAUCCUGAAAAGCGAAUAACGGCUGCUGAUGCACUUAAAAGUGCUUGGCUAAAAAAUGUUCAACCUGAGCAGAUGCCGGCGCCACAACUACCUACUUGGCAAGAUUGUCAUGAGCUUUGGAGUAAAAAACGAAGACGUCAGUUGCGAGAACAACAAGAGAGCUCUGCAGGAAAGAUACCUUUGCUACCUCUUCCAAAUAAAGGAGGUCCCCAUAAGGCUAUUGAAGAUCUAUCAGAUGUCGGGGGGUCUUCCAAACGUUUAAAAAUGGAAGCAGGCUACAAUUCCCAUCCAAAUCGACUUGGUGCGGAAUCUCAUUACGGCGGAGAUAAUUUGUUUAAUCAAGGCGGGCCAUUUAUGGUCUCACCCUCAUCCUAUUAUUAUGCCAGUCCUCCACCUGUUAAACCUCGACUUAAGGGAGACGCUAGUUCUCAUUUAACAGAACUAUGUGCUGAAGAUAGUCUUGCUCGAAAAUUAAGUAUUCUCACAAAUGCCUUAAAUCAGGGAAAACCAAUUCGUGUUGAUGAUCUUAUGUCACUUCGAUCAGACAAUGAGAGUGACCCUAAAGUAGUACAAUUAUUAGGAGAAUUGCAUACCGAACUACGACUUGCAGCAAAUUCAAGACCAAGUGGACAACUAGAAUCUCAUCUUCCUGUACUAAAUCCACCGUCUUUAGAUACAAAUACUUCUCAGUCAGGAAAUUUUGAUGCACAUGCAGUUUAUGCUGGUGACGAUGCUAUGAGUUCUGGAAGGUGGUCACAUUUGGCUACAGCUGGUGUUCGCAGUGCAUUAUUGGCGCUUAUGUCGCGCUAUGGUUUGGAAACAUACAAUCCUUCCCCUGCUAUCACCCGACCCCCAGGUAAACCGGCAUCCAGUCUGAUGCAGAACCUUUUCCUGCCCUCGACUUCCUCUCAGUCAGCAUUCAGCUCAUAAUGAUUUGUAUAUAUGGACUCAUUGCAGCGUUUUAAACUAUGUUUUGUAUAAAGUUGGAAAAGGUCUAAAUUGCUAUUUUUUAAAUUGACUAGGCAAGGAAGUACAACUGCAUCCAAGUUGUUUAUAGACUCUACUACCUAUACAUAACUGUAAGUGCACAUUCGGUGUAUAACUUGUAUAUAAUUGAUAUAUUAUCAAACCAGUUACUUAAUACGGUACUUGUAUCUUUAAUAAUAUAAAUGCUCUUUAUAGUGCACAUUCAUGCGACAAAUGAAAUAAGAGCUUUAAAAUUUUAAUCAUUCUUUCUUGUUUUUUCAAAUGUAGAUUUAUUUUUUUCCAUUAAGAAAUAUUUAAUAUUUAUAUAUUUAUAUAAUAUAUUUAUAAAUAUAUAAAUAUUAUAUAUAUAUAC